Messenger RNA from Morone saxatilis (striped sea-bass), 1479 nucleotides. Its product is annotated as claudin-10-like. The transcript is spliced from 5 exons. NCBI's taxonomy places the organism in Eukaryota, Metazoa, Chordata, Actinopteri, Moronidae. The record is from RefSeq and is a predicted model, not a curated record. Gene Ontology annotation, biological process: cell adhesion; bicellular tight junction assembly. Gene Ontology annotation, molecular function: structural molecule activity. The coding region runs from base 78 to 854 and encodes 258 amino acids. Gene Ontology annotation, cellular component: plasma membrane; bicellular tight junction.
UCAGACAGGACAGGACAGGAGCUGCCAUUGCUCAGAUUUGCCUUUUCUCUUUCUAGCAGCUCACCUUCAAGACAAGCAUGAGUUACAGGACUGUGGUGAUGUAUAUGGAGAUUGGCUGCUUUGUGGUCUGUGUAUCUGGAUGGAUCCUGGUGUGUUCCACCAUGCCCAUAGAGAUCUGGACUUGGUCUGAGGUGGACAGCAUUGUCUUGACUACUUCGAACUACUUCUCCAACCUGUGGAAGGAUUGCGUAUCGGAUUCAACUGGAGUAUCUGACUGCAAGGGAAUUCCAUCAAUGCUUGCCCUGAACUGGGACAUUCACAUGUGCCGUGCUCUCAUAAUCAUCUCCAUUAUCCUGUCUUUCUUUGGAUCAGUUCUGGUCUUAGUAGGAAUGAAGUGCACUAAGAUUGGAGGAUCAGAGAUUGUUAAUGCAAGAGUAACCUUUGCUGGGGGGAUGAACUACCUUAUCGGAGGGAUGUGUUCUAUGAUUGCUUUCUCUUAUUAUGGAAACAAAAUUAGAGCAGAAUUUCAAGACCCACACUUCAGGGCUCAGAAGUUUGAAAUAGGCGUUGGUGUCUUUAUCGGAUGGGGAGGCUCCACCUUACUUAUUGUUGGAGGCCUUAUUUACAGUAUCUUUGCAGGGAAUGAAGGCUGCCACUCGAGCUCAAAAAGAUUUCCCACCUACCAGUUCCCUGGCGCCUACACAGUUGUUCCAUCGAAAAAGAGCGUUGUGUCUUUGGCUCGUACAGAGUUUACCAAGAGCAGAAUUUCAGCCACUACCAGUGGCAGCACAGUCAGCAGCAUCUCUGGGAUCACCGCUACCACCAAGACGUCAGCUGCAAAUGAAUUUGUGUGACCUAUUUUUUAAAAUAUUCUGUGUUGCUGUUCCUUUUGACUUGUCACAGUAGGAAAAGCACAGAUGUUACUAAUAAUAUCAGCAAUGGCUUUGUUCUAUUCAGGUGUCCCAGUAAGCCAUAAAAGUGUGACAGUGAGCCAGCAUACAAAAUACAGGGACCCUAAAACUGGAGCAGCUAAAUGUAAUUCAGCCAUCAUUCAUUUUAUUAUUCACAUCUGUGGUUGUCCAUGUGUGACAUGUCUACUUUCUCCUGUGUAUGCAAGUUUUUUUUAGUUUUUUUAGGUGCACUGAAUGUUUUGUAUCAUUUACAAUUAGGCACUCCAGUGGACUCACGUCGAAUGCCUGUUUUGCUGAUAGACAUCAAAAGAAAUGAUUCAAUAAUGGUGAUACAAUAAAAUCAUGCUCAUGCAUCAAGAAAACAAACAUAAGAUUUUGUUUUUUGAAUGCAACUAUUUUGUUGAACACAUUUUGCUGUAUCAUAAAUUAUUGAACUAAUAACAGAGACAGACCUAAUGAUGACAACACCUUAUGUUGACUUAACAUGUGAGCUCUGCACACUGAAGGCUGUAUGUUGUAAUUCAUCAGAUGUUAUCAGAUAUUUUGAAAUUUGCAAUAAAUAUUUUAU